AUCUUUAUCUGCAAAAAAUUCAGUUGGUGGCUCAGAAACAUUGCAAAUGCAGUACCUCAGGCAGUUGAAUCGGCCAUCUUCCCAAUCCGGACUUUAUUCAAAUGAUGGGGGCUCGGUUAACUCCUUACCCUUGCAGGGUGGACCAGGUAACCAGAUGCCGCAGCAGCGUUUUGGGUUCACCAAGCAGCAACUCCAUGUUCUUAAAGCACAAAUAUUGGCAUUCAGGCGUCUUAAGAAAGGAGAAGGCACUCUUCCACAAGAGCUUCUUCGAGCUAUUGCUCCACCACCCCUCGAAUUGCAGCCACAGCGUCAAUUGCUUCCUCCAGGAGGGAAUAAUCAGGAUAGAUCUACAGGGAAGACUGUAGAAGACCAAGCGAGGCAUGUAGAAGCCAGUGAAAAGGAUUCCCAGUCUACAUCUUCUAUGAAUGGACAGAAAUUUUCUAAGGAGGCAUCUGCAGGAGAUGAGAAAGUAACUGUAUCAGCAAGUCAAAUGCAAGGAACGUUAACUAUGGUGAAGGACCCUGCACCUGUGGUAGCUUCUGGAAAAGAAGAGCCUCAAACUGUUGUAUUUCCUGUUAAGUCAGAGCAAGAAGUAGAACGUAGCAUUCAGAAAACUCCUGUAAGAAGUGAUUAUACGGCUGAUAAGGGAAAGGCUAUUGGACCGCAGGUUGUUGUAUCUGAUUCAGGGCAAGUUAAGAAACCUGUACAAGCAAGCACUCCUCCCCAGUCAAAAGAUCUUGGUUCUGCGAGAAAGUAUCAUGGACCAUUGUUUGAUUUUCCCUUUUUUACUCGGAAACAUGACUCAUAUGGGUCAGCGACACCUAAUAGCAAUAAUAACCUAACAUUGGCAUAUGAUGUCAAAGAUCUCCUGUUUGAGGAAGGAUUGGAAGUUUUAAACAAGAAAAGAUCAGAAAGUUUAAAGAAGAUUGGUAGUUUGCUGGCUGUAAACUUAGAGAGGAAAAGGAUUAGGCCUGAUCUUGUGUUGCGCUUGCAAAUUGAAGAGAAAAAGCUUCGGCUUUUGGAUGUGCAGGCUCGGUUAAGGGAUGAAGUUGAUCAACAGCAACAGGAGAUAAUGGCAAUGCCUGAUAGGCCAUAUCGUAAAUUUGUCAGGCUGUGUGAGCGUCAACGAAUGGAGCUGACAAGACAAGUACAGGCCAAUCAGAAAGCAAUUAGAGAGAAGCAGUUGAAAUCCAUCUUCCAGUGGCGAAAGAAGCUUCUUGAGGCUCAUUGGGCUAUCCGUGAUGCUCGAAUGGCUCGCAAUAGAGGAGUUGCAAAAUACCAUGAGAGAAUGUUGAGGGAAUUUUCAAAGAGGAAGGAUGAUGAUCGGAAUAAAAGAAUGGAGGCCUUGAAGAAUAAUGAUGUUGAAAGGUAUAGGGAGAUGUUGUUGGAGCAGCAGACUAGUAUACCAGGUGAUGCUGCAGAGAGAUAUGCAGUUCUUUCAUCUUUCUUGAGUCAGACAGAAAACUAUCUUCAUAAACUGGGAAGUAAAAUAACAGCUGCUAAGAGUCAACAGGAAGUGGAAGAGGCAGCAAAUGCUGCUGCAGCUGCUGCACGAUUGCAGGGUCUAUCUGAAGAAGAGGUUAGGGCAGCGGCUACUUGUGCUGGAGAAGAAGUGAUGAUCAGGAAUCGGUUUAUGGAGAUGAAUGCACCUAAGGAUGGUUCUUCUGUCAGCAAGUAUUAUAGUCUUGCUCAUGCAGUGAAUGAAAAGGUUGCAAGGCAACCUUCAAUGCUGCGAGCUGGAACCUUACGAGAUUAUCAGCUUGUUGGAUUGCAGUGGAUGCUUUCAUUGUAUAACAAUAAAUUAAAUGGAAUCUUGGCAGAUGAGAUGGGUCUCGGGAAAACUGUGCAGGUAAUGGCAUUGAUUGCUUACUUAAUGGAGUUUAAAGGGAAUUAUGGUCCACAUCUCAUAAUUGUUCCAAAUGCUGUUUUGGUUAAUUGGAAGAGUGAGUUUCACAAUUGGUUGCCGUCUGUGUCGUGCAUCUUUUAUGUUGGUGGGAAGGAUCAGCGGUCAAAAUUAUUUUCUCAAGAGGUCUGCGCAAUGAAAUUUAAUGUUCUUGUGACAACCUAUGAGUUCAUAAUGUAUGAUCGUUCAAAACUAUCAAAACUUGAUUGGAAAUAUAUCAUAAUUGAUGAAGCACAAAGAAUGAAGGACAGGGAAUCAGUUUUAGCACGUGAUCUUGAUAGAUACCGCUGUCAGAGGCGUCUUCUUCUAACUGGGACACCAUUGCAGAAUGAUCUAAAGGAACUUUGGUCACUUCUGAAUCUACUACUUCCUGAGGUGUUUGACAAUCGCAAAGCAUUUCAUGAUUGGUUCUCACAACCCUUCCAAAAAGAGGGUCCCACACAUAAUGCUGAGGAUGACUGGCUUGAGACUGAAAAGAAGGUUAUAAUUAUCCACCGACUUCAUCAAAUUCUGGAACCUUUUAUGCUCAGACGGCGUGUUGAAGAUGUGGAAGGCUCACUUCCGCCAAAGGUUUCCAUUGUUUUAAGAUGUAGAAUGUCUGCUUUUCAGAGUGCUAUUUAUGAUUGGAUAAAAUCCACUGGCACUCUUAGAGUUGAUCCUGAAGAUGAAAAGCGCAAGGCUCAGAAAAAUCCAAUAUACCAGGCUAAAGUGUACAGGACUUUGAAUAACAGAUGUAUGGAGCUGCGCAAAGCUUGUAAUCAUCCUUUGCUGAAUUAUCCGUAUCUUAAUGAUUUUUCCAAAGAUUUCCUUGUAAGAUCUUGCGGGAAAUUGUGGAUUCUGGAUAGGAUUCUUAUAAAACUUCAGAGAACAGGGCAUCGAGUAUUGCUAUUUAGUACAAUGACAAAACUCCUUGAUAUCUUGGAGGAAUAUUUGCAGUGGCGACGUCUUAUCUACAGAAGAAUAGAUGGAACAACUAGCUUAGAAGAUCGUGAAUCAGCUAUUGUGGACUUCAAUAGCCCUGAAUCUGAAUCCUUCAUCUUUUUGCUUAGUAUUCGUGCAGCUGGCCGGGGUCUUAAUCUUCAGUCUGCCGAUACAGUAAUCAUAUAUGAUCCUGAUCCAAACCCCAAGAAUGAGGAGCAGGCAGUUGCUAGGGCCCAUCGCAUUGGACAAACAAGAGAAGUGAAAGUUAUAUAUAUGGAGGCUGUUGUAGACAAGAUCUCUAGCCACCAAAAGGAGGAUGAAUUGCGAAGUGGAGGUUCCGUUGAUUUAGAGGAUGAUUUUGCAGGCAAAGAUCGAUACAUGGGAUCCAUUGAAAGUCUUAUAAGGAAUAACAUUCAACAAUAUAAAAUUGACAUGGCUGAUGAGGUUAUAAAUGCUGGGCGUUUUGACCAGAGAACCACGCAUGAAGAGCGGCGGAUGACUUUGGAGACAUUAUUACAUGACGAGGAAAGGUAUCAAGAAACUGUCCAUGAUGUUCCUUCACUGCAGCAGGUAAAUCGAAUGAUUGCCAGGAGUGAAGACGAAGUUGAAUUGUUUGAUCAAAUGGAUGAAGACCUUGAUUGGACAGGGGAAAUGACUAGUCAUGACCAGGUACCUAAGUGGCUUCGAGCAAGUAAGGGGACCGGUGAAACUCCUCUCCAACGUGGGGAAUCAUCUCUGCUGCCAUUCCAAAUGGACCAUAAAUAUCAAGCUCAGUUAAGGACCGAUAAUGAAACAAUGAAUAUUCCAAAACAUGAACAAAGUGAUUCAUCUUCUAAGAUCAGACGUAAUUUACCUGCAAGGAGGGUAGCCAAUACGUCCAAGGUGCAUGCUUCACCAAAAUCUGGUAGAUCGAAUUGCAUGCCCUUCCCUGCAGAGGAUGCUCCUGAACUCUCCAGAGACAGUUGGGAUGGAAAAGCCAUCAGUACAAGUGGGACUUCAAAUUUUGGUGCUAAAAUGUCUGAUGGCAUCCAAAGAAGGUUCAAAAAUGUAAUUAGCAAGCUUCAAAGGAGGAUUGAUAAGGAGGGUCAACAGAUUGUUCCAAUGCUGACGAGUUUGUGGAAGAGGAUGGAAAAUUCCAGUCACAUGAGUGGGGGUGGAAAUAAUCUUUUGGAUCUACGAAGAAUUGAUCAUCGUGUGGACAGAUUGGAGUAUAAUAGUGUGAUGGAGCUAGUAUCUGAUGUGCAGUUUAUGUUAAAAGGUGCAAUGCAGUUUUAUGGCUUCUCACAUGAGGUUAGAUCUGAAGCAAGGAAAGUACACAACCUCUUUUUUGAAAUUUUGAAGAUUCCAUUUCCAGACACAGAUUUCCGAGAAGCCAAAGCUGCUCUGUCUUUUGCUCCCCCGGUAUUGACAUCCACAUCUACUCCAUCUCCGAGACAGGGUGGUCUUGGCCAAGGGAAGAGGCAUAAGCCAAUAAAUGAUGUAGAACCUGAUCCAAGCCCUCUGCAUAAGCCCCAGCAACGGGGAUCUGUUCCGACUGGAACUUGUGAAGAAACAAGGGUGAAAGGGCACAUGUCCCAGAAAGAAUCCAGGCUUGGCAGUGGAAGUGGAAGUGGGAGUGGCAGGGAGCUGAGUCAGCCAGAUGAUUCUCCACGGCUUGCACAUCCAGGUGAACUGGUUAUCUGCAAAAAGAAGAGGAAGGAUAGAGAGAAGUCAGUAGUGAAACCAAGGACUGUAUCAGCUGGUCCUGUCUCACCCCCUGGUGGUAUUCGUAGCAUCAGAAGUCUGGGUUCCAGUUCAGUCUCCAAGGAUUUGAGAUCACAACAACAAGCCAUCAACAAGGAUGGGGAAACCAGCCUGUUCAUCACAAAUGGUGGG
Molecule: messenger RNA, 4699 nt
Organism: Carica papaya (papaya)
Lineage: Eukaryota; Viridiplantae; Streptophyta; Magnoliopsida; Brassicales; Caricaceae
Source: RefSeq, a predicted model, not a curated record